Molecule: messenger RNA, 2081 nt
Organism: Zeugodacus cucurbitae (melon fly)
Lineage: Eukaryota; Metazoa; Arthropoda; Insecta; Diptera; Tephritidae
Product: alpha-(1,3)-fucosyltransferase C
Exons: 3
Coding region: 288-1595 (435 amino acids)
Cellular component (GO): membrane
Molecular function (GO): alpha-(1->3)-fucosyltransferase activity
Source: RefSeq, a predicted model, not a curated record
GUAGUAGAACUACAUCGCCGCGCUAGAAAUUGUAGUACCCAGCCUUCUCGUUGACCAUCUUAUAGAACAGUUGCAUUUUGUUGCUGUAGGCGCUUGGAACUGUGUGGAAAUUCUCCACAUUACACAGCAAUGGACUGAGAAGCGCCGGCAUUGCGUGGAAAAUAGUGAGCUAAUCAGGCAACUAUUAUCGAUACGGCUACACUCUCGUACAUACCGACAUAUAGACGCAUAUUUUCGGUGUCCAAUAGUUGGUUGAAUUGAGCACAUACUCAUUGGCUAGCGCUGCCAUGCGUUACACCGAACACGAGUCCAUUGACGCAAUGUUGCUCGAGCGUCGUGGUGAUGAGGAGGCGAGCGCAGUCAAAAGCGCCGCGUACGCAACGAAGGACACGAUGUAUAAACGCAAAAAGUGUACGGUGCUACUGGUGAUACUUGUGAUCUGUGCUAGUUUUCUCGGUAUUGUUCACUUGCUAAGCAAUGCACCCGAAUUCAAUCAGUAUCGUAUAUUACGCGCCUAUCAACAACAUGUGCAAAAUGAAGCAACAGCCGUCAAUGCGGGACGACCGCGUACCAUACUCUUAUGGAAUAGUUUCUUCAAAAACAAACGUUGGGGUUUCGAAGAGGAUACGCUCGGACCCGAUUACUUUCGCAGUAAAAUGAAUUGUCCGGUGUACCGUUGUGAUUUGACGAAUAAUCGUGAUUUUUUGCCCGCCAUCGAAAUGUACGAUGCAGUGCUCUUUCACGUGGCAGAACCGUUUCCUUUGCUGCAAUCGGUGCCGCAUGUGCGUGCGCCGCAACAACUGUAUGUGUUUGCCUUAAUGGAACCGCCGGGCGAGACCAAACAUGUGCUCUCCGAUGAGGGUGGCUUCUAUAUUCUGACCAUGAGCUAUCGCCUCGACUCGGAUUUGCUGUGGCCCUAUCAAAUGUUCGAAGAUAUUGAAACCGGCGCUGUGGUGGCGCCGGCAUUGCACACCAAUUGGCGGCAAGUACCGGACGUGUGGAAUGACACGAGCGUUUGGCAGUUGUGGGCGGGUAAAACACGGAUGGCCGCUUGGUUUGUAUCGCAUUGUGAGACGUUGUCGAAACGCGAAAAAUUGGCGGCCGCCUUGCAGCAGCACCUCGACGUGCAUAUUUACGGGAAAUGUGGAAAUUUCAGUUGCCCAUAUACCUCGAGUGCAUGCGAUGAGCUAUUGGAUACAAGUUAUAAAUUCUACUUUUCCUUUGAAAAUUCGCUCUGCAACGACUAUGUGACCGAGAAGCUGUAUAAUGCCAUGAAACGCAAUGUCAUACCGGUUGUGUUUGGUGGUGCCGACUAUAGUCGCUUCGUGCCGCCACACUCUGUGAUAGAUGCUGAAGAUUACGAAAAUGCUGCAGAGCUUGCUGCUUAUCUGCGUUAUGUGGCUACACAUCCAGAGGAAUAUAUGCGUUACUUUUGGUGGCGCCGAUAUUAUCGCCUCAGUUAUCGUUCACCAUUCUGUGAUCUCUGCGAGAAAUUGCACAGUGUGCCGUUUAUGCAGAAAACUCAAACUUAUACGGAUAUCGAGAAAUGGUGGAUGGGUCAUCAGUGUCGUUUCGAGUCUAAAAUUAAUUUUUAAUUUAAAGAAAAUAUGUGUAAAUCCAUAUCUGUAUAGACGUAGUGUAACUAAAUCAAUUGGUUUUCAUAAUCAUAAGUUCUUGCACCAAAGAAAAAGUGCCGUUGUAUUAUAAAUUAGUAUACAUAGUUAUUUCGGUAAUUCGGAAGUGUAGCGAAUCGAACAAACAAGUCGCUUAAAUGUGUAAUAAUGAAAUGUAACAAUAGAUAGAAUAUAUAAAGAGACUUGAUAAGUUUGCUGUUGCUUUCGGAUAUAAAUUGUGCAAAUCACAAAGAUAGUGAGCAAAGAAGUGGUGAAUCGAAGAGGACAAUCUUUCUUUUGAAACAGUUAUUUUAAUAGUUAUAAGUGUAUAAUAUAUUUAGAACAAACACAUUGUGCCUUCAAUAAUUGCCUUUGUAAGACAUUACCUACCUAAUAUUUAAUACAAAAUAUUUUUGAAUUUACCCGGUUGGUACUUAAAUAAAUUCAAUUAAAUAUGUGGUUUUUAUA